AUGUUAAACCGUAUUUUUAAUUGGAUUCUUUUUUCUUUAACUUUCUUUUUUGUGUAUAAGAAUGAUCUUGCUAUAUGCUCCAUAAAUAAUAAUCAGGGAAAGGACAAUUUCCUGAACAGAACAAUAAACAUUUUGAACUCUGGAAAAAAUAUAGCAAAGAGAUAUGGUCAUAGCCAAUUGAAGCCGGUUCAUAUUUUGAGUGCCAUUGCAAAAAGUGAUUAUGGAUCCAAUUUAUUUAAAGAAAACAGUGUAAAUGCCAGCAACCUAAAGGAGUAUAUAGACACUGCCCUGGAACAAACCAGAGCUGGAGCUCCUCUGGAUGGAAAAAGUAAAAUUAGUUAUUCUGACGAAGUUAAAGAAAUAUUAGCUGAGGCAGAAAUGUUGGCAAAUAAAUAUAAAAGCCAAAAAGUAGAUGUAGAACACUUAUUAAGUGGUCUAAUGAAUGAUGAACUAGUUAAUGAAAUAUUGAAUGAAGUGUACCUUACUGAUGAAGCAGUGAAAGGAAUUAUGAAAAAUAAAUUUGAAAAAACAAAGAAAGAUAAGGAUGGAAAAUCAGGAGGAUUAUAUAUUGAACAAUUUGGAUCUAAUUUAAAUGAGAAGGUGAGAAAUGGAAAAUUACAAGGAAUUUAUGGAAGAGAUGAAGAAAUAAGAGCAAUUAUAGAAUCAUUAUUAAGAUAUAAUAAAAAUAGUCCUGUAUUAGUAGGACAACCAGGUACUGGUAAAACUACCAUUGUAGAAGGAUUAGUAUAUAGAAUUGAAAAGGGUGAUGUUCCAAAAGAAUUACAAGGUUAUACAGUUAUCAGUCUUAACUUUCGAAAAUUUACAUCCGGGACAUCUUAUAGAGGAGAAUUUGAAACAAGAAUGAAAAAUAUAAUUAAAGAAUUAAAAAACAAAAAAAAUAAAAUUAUCUUAUUUGUUGAUGAAAUACAUCUACUUUUAGGAGCAGGAAAAGCAGAAGGAGGAACAGAUGCAGCAAAUUUAUUAAAACCAGUAUUAUCAAAAGGAGAAAUUAAAUUAAUCGGUGCAACCACUAUCGCAGAAUAUAGAAAAUUUAUAGAAAGUUGUUCAGCUUUUGAAAGAAGAUUUGAAAAAAUUUUAGUGGAACCUCCAUCAGUGGAAAAUACUAUAAAAAUAUUAAGAUCGUUAAAGAGUAAAUAUGAAAACUUUUAUGGAAUUCAUAUCACGGACAAAGCAUUGGUUGCAGCCACCAAAGUUUCAGAUAGAUUUAUAAAGGAUCGAUAUUUACCUGAUAAAGCAAUAGAUCUAUUAAAUAAAGCUUGCUCAUUUUUACAAGUACAAUUAUCUGGAAAACCAAGAAUUAUUGAUGUAACUGAGAGAGAAAUUGAAAGAUUAGCAUAUGAAAUUAGUACACUAGAAAUGGACGUAGAUAAAGUUUCUAAACGAAAAUAUAAUAACCUAAUUAAAGAAUUUGAAAAUAAAAAAGAAGCAUUAAAAAAAUAUUAUGAAGAAUAUGUCAUAUCAGGUGAAAGAUUAAAAAGAAAAAAAGAAGCAGAAAAAAAAUUAAAUGAAUUAAAAGAAUUAACACAAAAUUACAUUAAUGCUAAUAAGGAACCCCCUAUCGAAUUGCAAAAUAGUUUAAAAGAGGCUCAAGAAAAACAUAUGGAAGUGUAUAAAGAAACAUUAGCUUAUGUUGAAGCCAAAACACAUAAUGCUAUGAAUGUUGAUGCAGUUUAUCAAGAACAUGUUUCUUACAUCUAUUUGAGAGAUUCUGGUAUGCCUCUAGGUUCUCUAUCAUUUGAAUCAUCCAAAGGUGCAUUAAAAUUGUAUAACAGUCUUUCCAAAUCAAUUAUUGGUAAUGAAGACAUUAUCAAAUCUUUAAGUGAUGCAGUAGUGAAAGCAGCAACAGGGAUGAAAGAUCCUGAGAAACCCAUAGGAACCUUUUUAUUUUUAGGACCUACGGGUGUAGGUAAAACUGAGCUAGCCAAAACAUUAGCUAUUGAAUUAUUUAGCUCUAAAGACAACCUUAUCCGUGUUAACAUGUCAGAAUUUACAGAAGCACAUUCUGUUUCAAAAAUUACUGGUAGUCCACCUGGUUAUGUAGGAUUUAGUGAUUCUGGUCAGUUAACAGAAGCAGUUAGAGAAAAACCACAUUCAGUUGUUCUUUUUGACGAAUUAGAAAAGGCACAUCCAGAUGUUUUCAAAGUUCUUUUGCAAAUAUUAGGAGAUGGUUACAUUAACGAUAACCACAGAAGAAAUAUUGAUUUCUCCAACACAAUCAUCAUUAUGACAUCCAACUUAGGUGCAGAAUUAUUCAAAAAGAAAUUAUUUUUUGAAGCAGAUAAUUCUGAUACACCAGAAUACAAACGUGUUUUUGAAGAUAUCAGAAUUCAACUUAUAAAAAAAUGUAAAAAAGUUUUUAAACCAGAAUUUGUAAACAGAAUUGACAAAAUUGGUGUCUUCGAACCUCUAAGCAAAAAGAACUUACGAGAAAUUGUAAAACUAAGAUUUAAAAAAUUAGAAAAACGUUUAGAAGAAAAAAAUAUACAUAUAUCUGUUUCGCAGAAAGCAGUGGAUUACAUUAUUGACCAAUCCUAUGAUCCAGAAUUAGGAGCUAGACCAACUCUUAUAUUCAUUGAAAGUGUUAUUAUGACAAAGUUCGCCAUUAUGUAUUUGAAGAAGGAGCUAGUUGACGAUAUGGAUGUCCAUGUAGAUUAUAGCAAGUCUACUAAUAAUUUGAUUAUAAAUCUUACAACAGUGUAG
This is a messenger RNA of Plasmodium gonderi, 2721 nucleotides long. RefSeq names its product heat shock protein 101. The transcript is spliced from 4 exons. Gene Ontology annotation, biological process: cellular response to heat. NCBI's taxonomy places the organism in Eukaryota, Apicomplexa, Aconoidasida, Haemosporida, Plasmodiidae. Gene Ontology annotation, cellular component: cytoplasm. The coding region runs from base 1 to 2721 and encodes 906 amino acids. Gene Ontology annotation, molecular function: ATP binding; ATP hydrolysis activity. The record is from RefSeq and is a predicted model, not a curated record.